AUGUCCGUUCCUGAUAUUGGCAAGCUGGAUCUCUCUGAUUCGGAUCAUGAAGAUCCCUUUGCAUCUCCAUCAAAAGCCCCCAAGUCAAGCCACAGCCGGAAUCCAGGGACAGCAGACCCCCGAAGCGCACCGGCGCAACAACGCAGUGGGGAGUCAAAGUACGAUGCUGCGCAAGCGCGUGAAGCGUCACUGCAGAAGGAGCUUGAGAGUGUGCGGAGUAUCAAUGAGGUCAUUGAGGGCGUAGUAUCAAGUCUAGAGACCGCGAAGGGGAAUAUGGAUACAGUAUCCCGUACGGUCACUUCGGCUUCUACGCUUUUAAAUACCUGGGUCCGAAUACUUUCACAAACGGAGCAUAAUCAAAGACUAAUCCUCAAUCCUAAUUGGCAAGGCGCAAGCCAGGAUGUCGCAGAUAUGGAAAAUGAGGUUGUACUGAAGGCACAAGCGGCGGAAAGGCGGGCAGCAGAGGAAGAGAGGAGACGGGAAGAAGCAAGACGGCGGGCAGAAGAUGAGGAAAGACAGCGGCAGGCUGGUACUGCUGUUCGGGGAGCUAGGGGAACCAGGGGAAGAUCAAGAGGUAGAGCUGUGGGACGAGGAGGUUUGAGCGGUAGCGGCUAUGCAGCUGGCGGAAACUCUUUAAGUAACUUGUCUGGGGGCCGAGGCGCGUCACAGUCCACACGAACUGGGUCAGGUUUAGGGAGGGGACCUGGCAGUGUGAGAGGUAGAGUACGUGGAGUCAGAUGA
Messenger RNA from Venustampulla echinocandica, 741 nucleotides. RefSeq lists its product as uncharacterized. Gene Ontology annotation, cellular component: DASH complex; mitotic spindle. Gene Ontology annotation, biological process: mitotic cell cycle. NCBI's taxonomy places the organism in Eukaryota, Fungi, Ascomycota, Leotiomycetes, Helotiales, Pleuroascaceae. Bases 1 to 741 code for a protein of 246 amino acids. The transcript is spliced from 2 exons. The record is from RefSeq and is a predicted model, not a curated record.